Molecule: messenger RNA, 312 nt
Organism: Paramecium octaurelia
Lineage: Eukaryota; Ciliophora; Oligohymenophorea; Peniculida; Parameciidae
Source: the annotation of a GenBank genome assembly
AUGAUCCUAUCAAAUUAAGAGCAUAAUUUAUAUUUGUAGAUUAUGCAACAUUAAGCUAUACUACUUAUAGAUAUUAGUAAGCAUUACAAAAUUUAUUAUUCUUAGAAUAGAAUUAAUAUGCUAUGGAAGAAAAUAGCUCUGGAAACAUCUAAGGCAAUAAAUUUUAUUUCAAGAUUUGAUAAUACAGUAUUUUUCUUAGGAUAGCUGCAUAAACUAAAAGAUUUUAAUAACAAACUUAUGCAGGUGAAAAAUAUUAAACUUGCAAAAACAGUAGUUAUAAUACUUCUCAAAUUGUCGAUUUUACAAUAAUGA